UUACCGAACGGUUUCGAAUGUUCGGGUCGCGGGAAAAGUGACAAGUUUGAAUUGCCAAUUGAAAUCUUUCAAUGUUCAAAGACAAAAGGACUAGUAAUUUAUUUUUUGAGUUUUGUAGGUGGUUUUGCAUUAAGCAACAAUAAUAAGUUAGUUUAUACAUAAUAAUGAGUGUUCCUGUUGCCAUAUUGGCCUUCAUCGAAGGGGGCUAUGAAAUGUUUGAUGAUGAAGAGUAAGAAACCAGUGUUUUGGAAAAAGUAGCGGGUUUCGCUGAAGUAACUGUACCCCAAUUUGCCAAUCACCAGUUUAGACAUCACUUUAGAAUGUCUCCAACAACUUUCGAAGAUUUACUGGUGAAAUUACAUGCAGUUGGUGAAAAUAGGUUGGCCACUGUUGGACAUCCAGAUGGACAAGCAAGCCAUGAUAGCUAUAUGGUUUUUAGCUAGUAUGGAAAGUUUUCGGUAAAAAUCACAAAACUUAACCAAAUUAAUUGUUCCUUGAUUAUGAUUUUUAUUUUAGUUCAGUUGCUGAUCGAUUUGGAAUGUCUAAGUCAACAUGCUGGGAUGUUUUAUAUCGAACAUGCAGAAUUCUUUUGAAAAUGAAUUCUGUAUUUAAAAUAAUUUCUUGGCCAAUACGAGACAGGGCUCAUGCUAUAAUGGAAGCUUUUCAAGAAAUUAAUGGAUUCGAAGGAGUAAUUGGCUGCAUAGACGGUAGCCAUAUUAGAAUCCUACCACCAAGAGACCAUCCUAAUUCCUAUUGCAACAGGAAAAUUUUUCAUUCGGUUUCGUUGCAAGGGUUAUGUGAUAACAAAAAAUUAUUUACCCACGUAUAUGCUGGAGAACCUAGUUCCAUCCACGACAGCCGUCUGUUUGAGAAAUCAGACCCCUUUGAAGGAAUUCAAACAGGACAAUUUGCAUUUCCUCAUGAUAGUCAUAUGCUUGGUGACUUAGCCUAUAACUUGUCAGACUACAUGAUGGUUAGUUUUAAAAGUAACAUAAACUUGUCAAACAGGCAAGAAAAUUUUAAUAUAAAAUUAUCACAAAUUAGGGUCCACAUCGAAAAUGCUUUUGCUCUGCUAAAGGGCCGUUUCCGGCGAUUGAAAUUUAUGGAAACUGGAAAAUUGAUAGGAAAAGCCGAAAUUAUGGUGGGAAAUCGGGCAGAAUUGACAUAUUGGAUCUCUUUUAAAACAGCUCUAAUUCAGAGUUUUGCCGAUCGACGAGAUUUAGAUUGUCUCGUGCAAGAAUUAACUAGGACACAUCCAUAUAAAAAUGAAUCACUUUUAAAUUUUGGUAGCCGUUUACAAUUAUUAAGAAGUAAUGUAGUUCAGCGCAUAAGCAACGAUACUACAAUUACAAAUGAACAGAAGCUCUGUCACAUAACCUAUUUAGAUAAAACCGCCCUUAAUACAUUUAUUGCGGGAUGUUCAGAUCUUUUACGAAAUAACAUGCAUCUGAGAAAGCCUAAAACGCUAGAAGAUGCCCUAGCAUAUGUUAAUGAAUUCGAAAAUUUUUAA
Sitophilus oryzae (rice weevil) is the source of this 1510-nucleotide messenger RNA. RefSeq lists its product as uncharacterized. The transcript is spliced from 4 exons. Lineage: Eukaryota; Metazoa; Arthropoda; Insecta; Coleoptera; Curculionidae. The record is from RefSeq and is a predicted model, not a curated record. The coding region runs from base 539 to 1510 and encodes 323 amino acids.